GACUGAUGAGGAGGUUGAAGAGAAAACAGUUCCCCUCCUCAGAGCCUUAGCAGGGGUCCGGGUUGCUGAGGACCAUACUGGCCAGCUCGCACAGGUGUUUAAGCAACUCAAGGAGUUGCGCGAAGACAUGGCCAAGAUGGCGCAGCAGCACCGCGAUCAGCUGCAACAGUUUGCUAGUUCGCAGCAGGCUCAAAUCGUCUCUUCACUCACCUAUCCUGCCUCCAAUGCUGCGUGUCAGUCCAAUUUUGCCCCUCUGACUACGUCUACUUCUUCUCCUUCUACUUCUUCUUCUUUGAGUGUGGUUAACAGCCAAAGCGGAUCUGCAGCAAGUCCAGACCCCGCUGCUGCUGCUGCUGCAGCGGCAAGUGGUGGUGCAGGGACUUCUGGAACUGUUGCAGCCCCGGGCCCGGACCCAGCAAUGGUUGGGCCAGGCGGCAGCUUUGCUUACAUCGACAGGAAGGCGGCGCAGAUUCCGUCCAAGUAUGACGGAAAGGACAACGUCGAGUCUUGGAUCAGCUCCAUGCAAUCCUACUUUGAUGUAUUGGGGACACCCCCGUCCACUCAGUCGUCUAUCCUAGGGACCAAUGUGGAGCCCGUCGUGAGAGGUUUCCUAGAAACCGAAGUUGUUCAAUCAGGCUAUAAGAGAAUAGACCUGAACAAAUGGCUGAAGGCUACGCCUACUACCGCACUUGAGGAUCUCUUGAUCAAGCAAUAUGCUGAUCCACAUGCUGCAGCUAAAGCAAGACUCAAGCUUGAUAAACUCAAGCACAGCAAGUGGACCGGCACCAUGCACAGCCUGCAGCAGUAUGUGAGUAAACUCUUUGCUACUCCGGAUCUGGAGAUGACUGCGCAGUCCUGUUUGGAUGUAAUAAAAGGAACAGUCCCCUCUACUCUAAAAGAUCGCUUAGGGCUCGGGCUCAGCGGAUAUACAAAUUGGCUUACCCUCAUGCGGGACUUAGUCAAGCUGGAGGCACAAGACCUCCCGGGUGGAUCAAGUGGCAAAAAGGCCACCAGCCGCAAACGGUUUCAGGGCAGCAACCGUUUUGCAGCACAUGAUCUGCUUGAGGCUGACGAGGAGAACCUCGUAGAUGAAUCUUCUCUUGAUGACGAUCAAGAGCAAGACUGCGGGGCAUCUUGCUCUUUGUCAGCCCAUGAGUCUGAGUAUGUGAACGAUGAAGAAUCCAUGUUCAUAAGCGCAGACUGGAAAGAUUUCACCUCCCAGACCUAUGACAUGAAACUCAAGAUGACGUCUGGGCGACACCCCGAAGCCAAUGGACUGGCUGAGGAAAUCAACCAGACCGUGAUCCAGCUUCUCAGGGCUCUAAUUGUACCUGAUCAGAACUCUUGGGAUGAGGAGUUGCCGAUUGUGCAGGGGUUGUACAACAACUCCAUCCACUCCUCCACCGGAAUGACGCCUAACCGGCUGCAUCUUGGAUGGAAAAUCCGCAAUCCUCUAUCUUAUCUGUUUCAUGAUCAUCCACCUGGCCUAACACCUGGCCAACCAGGCUACAGCGCCAAGUUCGAUCGCCUACUCAAAGUUGUUGUCACAGCUAUGGAGAGGCGACGCAGUGCCAUGAUUAAACAUGCUAACAAGAAGCGCCAGCCUGCACCAUUCACAGUGGGAAGUUAUGUCUGGGUCAAAAUGUAUGAGUUUUCUGAAGAAGAAGGUGUCUCACGAAGGCUUCUUCCUCAGCACUACGGUCCGUGGCAGGUCUUGAAACAGGUGGCCACCGAUGUCUCUUUCGCUAUCCUGACCGUAGGGGAUAAGCGAAUGUUAGCAAGGACUGUCAGAGAAGAGAUCUCCGAAGACUACUCACUGGGCUUCUUUGGAAUUCCACUCCUGCCGACAAAAGAUCCAGUUGAGCCUGGACAGGAACCAGAUUCCACCAAGCCAUUCGAGCCAAUCCUCAUCAGAAUGGAGGAAAAGGCGAAGCUGCGAGAGGGCCUGGUAUGGAGAGCCUGGAACACAGUCACCGCGCUGCCGUACAGCACGCUUGCAAGCAAGAUGUGCCCGACUGAGGUAAUGGCUGAGUCCCUAGCAUCUAUCAUCAGAUCCCGCAUUCUCGCUACCGAGAAAUCCCUGCACGACGAGGCAGAGGCGUUAUACGUAGAGCUUGAGGACGAAGAUGAGGGAUUCAUGGAUGGAAACGACGACGACGAUGCCCUCAUGGAUGGAAAAAUCUCCCCGAACAGCGAAGAUCGGGGGUCCACCCCAGCGCCUGAGGGCAGCACGGGGGGGUACAGUGAAGACAAUGGAGGGACUAGGGCAGACAAUGCAAAAAAAGGGGCAGCAGAAGAUUAGAAACUAUAAACUGAUCGUAAAAUUCAGAUCAAAAGUAAGUAAGAAUCUGAAUAUAGCAUCCCAUCAGUCGAAAUCAAAUGGACUGCAACGA
Molecule: messenger RNA, 2393 nt
Organism: Chara braunii
Lineage: Eukaryota; Viridiplantae; Streptophyta; Charophyceae; Charales; Characeae
Source: the annotation of a GenBank genome assembly